Messenger RNA from Staurois parvus, 3039 nucleotides. NCBI's taxonomy places the organism in Eukaryota, Metazoa, Chordata, Amphibia, Anura, Ranidae. The record is from the annotation of a GenBank genome assembly.
AUGGAUCCCCCGGGAGGUGAAGGACCGGAUCCUGGAGAACAUCAACCUGUCCGUGAAGAAGUUACAGAGUUACUUUGCUGCAUGUGAGGAUGAGACGCCCGCCAUUCGCAACCACGACCGCGUCCUGCAGAGGCUCUGCGAACACCUGGACCACGCGCUGCUCUACGGGUUACAGGACAUCUCCUCGGGGUACUGGGUGCUGGUCGUCCAUUUUACCCGACGGGAGGCCGUGAAACAAAUCGAGGAACUGCAGCAUGUGGCCACUCUCCUGGGCCGCAGUCGGGCCUGGCUGUAUUUGGCGCUCAAUGAGAAUUCCCUGGAGAGUUACCUGAGAUUGUUCCAGGAGAACCAAAGUCUGUUACAGAAAUAUUACUACAAGAACGCCCUGGUGUGCAGCCAUGACCAUCUCACCCUGUUCCUCACCCUCGUCUCUGGCCUGGAAUUUAUCCGCUUUGAGCUGGAGCUGGAUGUCCCGUACUUGGAUUUGGCGCCGUACAUGCCGGAAUACUACAAGCCGGAGUACCUCCUGGAUUUUGAGGACCGCCUCCCCAGCAACACCCGCGGUUCCGACAGCCUGUCCCUCAAUUCCUUCAACUCCAUCAACUCGGCCAACCUAGAGUGGGACGACAGCGCCAUCGCGCCCUCCAGUGAAGACGGGGACCUCCACGAUGGCAGCAGCUUCCCCGGCCCGCCGCCAUUUGUGCUCCACCGCCCCAAAUCACAAACGAGGAGCUCAAUGCAUCGGCACAACCCGUUCACACAAGAUCUGUCGUCUUCUGAUGUCACCUCAGGGCCCGGCACGGCGGCAGAUACACCCGACACAAGCGACCCCAUCACCCAGGACUCCGAGGUCGACGUGACGUCCCUGGACACCACCCUGUCCUAUAACCAGCCCCUGAGGGCCACCGAGCCGGCCUCCGACAGCACCGACCUCAGUACUCAGGAUGUGAUUGAUGGCCUCUCUACCUCCGACUCGACUCCGGUGCACAACACGGCCAAGAGGAGAGGAGCGAAACACCACCUUCACCACGUAUACGGAGAACAACGCCGAGCUGGAGGUCAUCAGGAUGGUAAGGAAGAAGCGAAGUGGAAAGCGUAAGAAGGGGCGAUCGGAGGACAGCACCCAACGUCCCCUCCUUAGUACUUCAGAGCCCGAGGACCCGGACCCCGAGCACAAGUCCAUCUGUAACGGGGAACUGGAAGAGAAGCCGGCAGAUCUCACCGAACCGGCCCUCCCGCCUGGCCAAGAUGCAGGACACAUCCAUGGAGAGAGUGGGGCAACCUCUCACGGAGGUCAUAGAGAAGCUGAACGGCCAAUUGGACCCUCAGAGCUGGUCCUGUAACCCAGAAGCCACUGACCAUUCCUUUCGGACCUGCUCCCCGGGGCAGACCCCCGGCGAUACCCGAAGCCCGGACGAUAGCAAGGGCUUGCAGGAUCCCAUGGACUUCUACUACUUUACCCCAGAGAGUCCAAACUCUCUUGCAACAGGUGGUGGCGACCAUGACUCUCCAGGCCAGAGCCAACCAACACAUGUUUUUGGUGGCCUGAGGAUGUUGGACAAGCGGAGGAGGGAGGAGGGGGAGAGACUUCAGCUAAAGGAUCCUUAGAGGAGCACUCCGGCCAGACCCUGCUGACUACCAGCUCUGGUGGGAAGGAGAGUCCCAGCCUAAGUAUUGCGGAGGACUCUGGAGUGGAGGAGGGGCAAGGCAGCCCCACAGAUGCCCCCCAUCCUUGUGAAUUCAGGGUGGACAAUAACCUUCUUCUGCUCCUGAUGAUUCACGUGUUUCGGGAGAACGAGGAGCAGCUGUUCAAGAUGUUCCGGAUGAGUACGGGUCACAUGGAGGGGGAUCUGCAGCUGGUCUACAUUCUUCUCACCGACUGUUACAUCUAUUUCCUGAGGAAAGGUGCCGCUGACAAACCAUACAUGGUGGAGGACGCCGUCUCCUACAAUGAACUAGAUUACAUCUCCGUUGGUCUUGACCAGCAGACGGUGACGAUAGUCUGUACCAACAGGAGGCGCCAGUUCCUGGUGGACACGGCGGACAUUUCCCUGACUGAGAUCUUCAUUGCUGCACUGAAAUCCGCCAUGAUAAACGGGUGCCGAGAGCCGCCUUACCCCGGUGUUCUUACAGAUGCCACCAUGGAGAGACUGGCACUUGCCAAAUUUGUGUCUCUGGAAUCCAAGCGAGAGGCCUCGGAGGUGGCGAUGCUGUACUACGGUCUGGUUCACUGGGAAGACCCUCUGGAUGAAGCCGUUGGGUCGUUCAGUUCUCACUCAUCCAGAGAUCAGGUUGUAUCGAAGGAGGGGGUCCUGCAUUACAAGGCCAGCACCUCCUACCUGGGCCGUGAGACCUGGAAAGCCUGCUAUGUCGUCCUCAGUAAUGGCGUCCUAUACCAGUACCCCGACAGGACCGAUGUCACCCCCAUGCUGUCGAUCAAUCUGGGGAGUGAACAAUGCGGUGGCUGCCGCCGGGCCAACUCUACAGAGAGAGCGCACUCCUUCCAGAUCAUCCUGACUGAGCAGCCUUCCCUGGAACUGAGCGCCGCCAACGAUGAGGACAUGGCGGACUGGAUGCAGCAUCUGUGCCAGGCUGUCUCCAAGGGGGUGAUUCCUCAGGGUGGGGUCCCCUCUGCCUGCCUCCCCUGCUGUCUGGUCCUGACUCAGGACAAAGUCAUCACGUGUCACCAGGACUGUCAGACCAGCUUCUUCCGGGCCCUCGGCAUCACUGAGCUGACAGAUCUGUCCUCUCUGGGCACGGUGGAUGGCAAGGAGUAUUGUGUCAUGGAGUUCACGCAGGAGCGCAGUCACUUCCUCCCGCCCUGGGUGAUGUAUUUUAGCUGCAGAACGGAGCUGGACAGGUUCAUCUCCACCGUGCGAGCGGCAUGGAGGUCCAUCUAUCAGGUGGAUCUCCCCUCACACGUUGAUCCCGGAGUCCUCGGUGAAGAAGUGCGAGGACGCGCUGUCCCUCAUCCACAGUGCCUGGCAGCGCAGUGACAGCCUGUGCCGGGGCCGCUCCUCCCGGGACCCGUGGUGCUGA